AUGGACCUUGGACACAGCCAACCCCAGUCCACCGACCACUUGGGUAAAAUCACGGACCGCCUCGCUCUCUAUCAGAAGCAGCUUCUCCAGACAUCCAACUCUUCGCCACAACCCAUAUCCUCCAGUCACCCCACAUCCACCAUCUCAAAAGCAACCGCCUCGAUGUCUCGCGACCCCAUCACCUGCCACGUCCUCAAUACCCUGACGGGGACCCCCGCUGCAAACCUCCCAGUGACACUGACCUUCCUGGGAAACAGCGGCAGCGGCAGUAACAAGACCCAAGAUCCCAUCACCUUCAGCGCAACCACCGACGCCGAUGGCCGGGUGAAGAACUGGAUCCCCGCGGCGGCCGCAUCUGCAACGGUCUCCGGGCUGCUCUCCUCGCUGCCGACCGCCGAGAGCAAGACGAACUGGGCUGUGCGCUUCGAGGUCGGGCCGUGGUAUGAGGCGCAGGGAAUCGAGAGUUUCUGGCCCGAGGUGGAGGUGAAGUUUACGGUUAAGGGACGGGGUCGCGAAGGGGAGGAGGGUUGGCGGCAUUAUCAUGUGCCGGUGCUGCUGGGUCCUUGGAAUUAUUCUACUUAUCGGGGCUCGUAA
Aspergillus clavatus NRRL 1 is the source of this 594-nucleotide messenger RNA. Its product is annotated as hydroxyisourate hydrolase. Lineage: Eukaryota; Fungi; Ascomycota; Eurotiomycetes; Eurotiales; Aspergillaceae. Bases 1 to 594 code for a protein of 197 amino acids. The transcript has a single exon. The record is from RefSeq and is a predicted model, not a curated record. Gene Ontology annotation, molecular function: hydroxyisourate hydrolase activity. Gene Ontology annotation, biological process: purine nucleobase metabolic process.